Molecule: messenger RNA, 339 nt
Organism: Lotus japonicus
Lineage: Eukaryota; Viridiplantae; Streptophyta; Magnoliopsida; Fabales; Fabaceae
Exons: 2
Coding region: 1-339 (112 amino acids)
Source: RefSeq, a predicted model, not a curated record
AUGGUAGAGGAUGAAGUGAUAAUGGUGGCGGCAAUGAUGGUGGUGGUGGAGGUGGCGACUAGGGAUGAAACCACCACCACCACCACCAUCACCACCUCCACUAUCGUCGCCAUCACCAUGACCACGCCACCACUACCACCAUCCACCAUCACAUUUGCCUCCAUCGUCGUUGCUACCACCACAAACACUUCCGCCCUCCACCAUCACCAAUGUCACCUCUGCCUCACCGUCGUUGCUACCAACACCGCUGCCACCACUAUUACCGUCGCCUUCACCACCACUGCCGCUGUCAGCACCACAACCACACCACCACCAACCUCAUCCAGCACAACAUUUUAA